Messenger RNA from Trematosphaeria pertusa, 3468 nucleotides. RefSeq names its product vacuolar protein sorting-associated protein 11. Gene Ontology annotation, biological process: vacuole organization; intracellular protein transport; organelle fusion. Gene Ontology annotation, cellular component: HOPS complex; endosome. Gene Ontology annotation, molecular function: protein binding; protein-macromolecule adaptor activity. Bases 63 to 2984 code for a protein of 973 amino acids. The transcript is spliced from 5 exons. Lineage: Eukaryota; Fungi; Ascomycota; Dothideomycetes; Pleosporales; Trematosphaeriaceae. The record is from RefSeq and is a predicted model, not a curated record.
CACCGCGACAGCGCCUGCCAUAUCGAUAUCGCCAGCAGUCGCCGCGAUGGACCGGUAGCACCAUGGCAAUCACUCCGUGGCAGUUCAAGUUCUUCGACGUCGCGCAGGUCAAGCUCCCCGACGGCGAGAGCUCAUUCCUCUCCGAACCCGGAAACAUCACGUCCGUGGUAUCGGGGUCGGAGAGCAUCUUCUUCGGCAGCUCCGAUGGCAUCGUCCGCAUCUUGUCGCAGGCCUUCAAGGUCGUGCGCUCGUUCAAGGCCCACGAUGCGGGCGCCAUUACGCAUAUGAAGCAGAUCGCGGGGACCGCUCUGCUAGUCACGGUGGCCGAAGAUCUGUCAAACGAACCGGUGCUCAAGGUGUGGGCGCUGGACAAGCUGGAGAAGAAGACAGGCACUCCGCGCUGCCAGAGCACCCUGACCAUCCACAAUGGCCGGAAGCAGUUCCCCAUAUCCGCUUUCGCCGCGCUCGACGACCUAUCGCAGCUCGCUGUGGGCUUUGCCAACGGCGGCGUCACAGUGGUCAGAGGUGAUCUCAUACACGACCGAGGAGCAAGACAACGAACCGUCUUCGAAUCGGAGGAGCCCAUUACCGGCAUUGAGUUCCGCGAGGGCAACAUUACGACCCUCUAUAUCGCGACGACCGGGCGCAUUCUGACUCUGGUCAUCUCUGGCAGGGGCCAAGGGCAGCCUGCGAAGACGCUCGACGAGUACGGCUGCAGCGUAGGAUGCAUGGCUGUGGACAAGAAUACACGCGAGGUGGUUGUUGCGCGUAAUGAUGCCCUCUACUACUACGGGCAGCAUGGGCGAGGACCGCCCUACACCUACGAAGGGGAGAAGACGAUGAUAUCUAUAUUCAGGGAUUAUAUCGUGAUGGUUUCGCCCCCGAAGUCGAGCGCCAUGCCCCGUGCUGGCCCGCUAAGAGCCUUUGGCAUGAGCAGCACCGACGAUGUCUUCAAUACCUCCACACUCACCCUUCUCAACCCGGAGCUUCGACUCGUAGCACACCAAGAGCAGAUUUCAUCCCAAAUCAAGGCAAUCCUCUCUGAAUGGGGUGAUUUGUUUGUUCUGACCAUGGAUGGGAAGAUCUUCCGGUAUCAUGAGAAGCCUUUUGCUCAGAAGCUCGACAUUCUAUACCAAAGGAACCUGUAUCUCCUCGCUAUUAAUCUAGCACAGAAGGCGGGUGUCGAUCCGUCGCAGCAGAACGUUAUUCUACGAAAGUACGGUGACUACCUCUACCAGAAGCAGGAUUACGACACCGCCAUGCAGCAGUACCUGAAAGCAAUCGACAACACCGAGCCGUCACAAGUCAUUCGAAAGUUCCUAGAUACCCAGAGGAUUCACAACCUAAUUGAUUAUCUCGAAGAACUCCACGACCACCACAGAGCGACGUCAGAUCACACCACCCUCCUCUUGAACUGCUAUGCCAAACUAAAGGACGUAGAGAAGCUAGAGGAAUUCAUCAAAUCGCCCGGUGACCUCAAGUUUGACCUUGAUACCGCCAUCUCCAUGUGCCGUCAAGGAGGCUACUAUGACCAAGCUGCCUACCUCGCCCGCAAGCAUGGCGAACACGAACUCGUCGUGGACAUUCUCAUCGAAGACUCCAAACGCUAUGCCGAAGCAGUGGCAUACAUCUGGCGAUUGGAGCCUGAAGUCGCCUAUUUCAACCUCAUGAAAUACGCGACGGUGCUCCUCGAGCAGUGUCCAAAAGACACAACACGACUCUUCAUCGACUAUUAUACCGGUAAUUUUAGGCCGAAGAAAGAUGCAAUUGUCAUACCGAACGCUCCAACGUCAACCGGCAUGAGCAUGGGUCUCGGCGCCGCAUCCAAUGCGGUCCAGAAUCUUGCCGCCCUCCUCCCACUUCCAUACAUGAACGUCAGCGCCGUUGCCACACCGCCUCCUGGCGAGACGAAGUCGACCAUGAGCCAAGCCCAGAUAGUAGAGACGAGCACCGACGAGCCAGCGCCUGAAUACAAAAUACCCAAACCACGAACUGCAUUCUCGGCCUUUGUGGAUCAUCCACAGGAAUUCAUUGUGUUUCUUGAGGCUUGCAUAAAGUCCGAAAACCUUCGCGAAGACGAUAAGGUCGACCUCUACACCACCCUCUUUGAGAUGUACCUGCAUACCGCAUCGUCUAAGAAGGACGGCGAGCGGCAGGAGUGGGAAAAUAAAGCCAAGAAGCUCGUCGAAGGCAAGAACAUCCCUAUCGACACGUCAAACGUCCUGUUGCUCUCCCACCUCUCGAACUUCCGCGAUGGUACAAUCCUCGUACGCGAGCAACAGGGUCUCCACUUUGACAUAUUCCGCUCCUACACCGCGGCCAACGAUACCCAAGGCGCUAUUCGCGCUCUUCGCAAAUACGGCCCCGAAGAGCCCGCCCUGUAUCCCGCAGCGCUCGCGUACUUCACCUCCGACCCAAACGUGCUCACAGAAGCGGGUGACGAUCUCGACAUGGUGCUGAAAAAGAUAGACGAGGAUGGCCUCAUGGCUCCCUUACAAGUCAUCCAGACCCUUUCCGCCAACGGCGUCGCCACAAUGGGCAUGAUAAAGCAAUACCUCUCCACAACCAUUGAGCGCGAGCGCCAAGAAAUUGCCACCAACCGUAAAACCAUCGAAACCUUCCGCUCCGACACGGAAACCAAGAAAUCAGAGCUGCAGAACCUCACCACCAAGCCAGUCGUCUUCCAGGCCGCGCGCUGCAAAGUCUGUAAUGGCCCGCUAGAGCUACCUGUAGUGCAUUUCUUGUGCAAACACUCUUUCCACCAGCGGUGCUUAAGCACGGAUGAGGACGUGGAGGAUGAGAGCGUCGAGUGCCCGCUCUGCAGUGGGCAGAAUCAGACUAUUAGGGCGAUCAGGAAAGCGCAGCUCGAGAGUGCAGAGCGGCACGAUCUGUUUACAGAUGCGUUGCGCAGGUCGAAGGAUGGUUUCGCCGUCAUUAGCGAGUGGUUCGGUCGCGGAGUCAUGGGCGUCGGCGCCGCAGAGUAGCGGGUUGCGGGGUGCCUUAGCGUUUGCUCAAUACUCAAUGCGUAAAGCAACUUCAUCUAACGCUUCUAUGCACUACGUCCAGCUUUUCUUACCCGUGGUAUGCGCAUCUGAGCUCGUACUGUGCACCGUCCCCCCGUCUCCGUCUUCGUCCUACCUGCAAUCUCACCCUUACUAACAUCGCACUUCUCCCACUCCAUCCACAUUCUCCCCCCCAACCCAACCAACUUCCCUAUUGUUAACUAGCAACUCGCCCCGCUAUUAAUCGAUAGCUCCUCGCCACAUCUGCAUCGAACGUGCAGGUUUUACACUCAAUAUUGCACUUCGCGUACAUGGCGCAUGUGCCCGCGCAGCCUUGCAGUGGGUAUGCAAUGGCGCCUGUGAUGUCGCCUGCGGUGUAGGUGGUCGACGAAUUGAUUCGCGGGGGUUUUGCAACUUGGUACAGGUGGUGGGGAGUGGCCGGCGUCGGGCUGGGGGAAGGCGUUGG